GAUGUGUUUUCGAGGGUAGAUAGUACAGGCCCCGGCGAGGGAGUCAAGGUUGCCAAGGCAGACGGGGUCGAGUUGCCGGAGGAUGUAAUCAACACUGUUGUCCAUUCGGACGACGGCGACUGGUUUAAGCCAUCUAUGCUUGUUGAUGUCGAAAAGGGAAACCCAAUUGAGCUCGAAGUCAUCCUCGGAAAUUUGCUUGUCGUUGCGAGGGAGCUCAAGGUGGAGACUCCAACAUUGGACCUUUUGUACCAUCUUUUGAAAGCUACCCAAUUCAAGUUGAAGGAAGGCAAGGGCCUAAUCGACGUUCCUAAGGAGAGAUCCAUUAGCUCUAAGUUCUACUCCUAA
Molecule: messenger RNA, 345 nt
Organism: Pichia membranifaciens NRRL Y-2026
Lineage: Eukaryota; Fungi; Ascomycota; Pichiomycetes; Pichiales; Pichiaceae
Exons: 1
Cellular component (GO): cytoplasm
Molecular function (GO): oxidoreductase activity
Source: RefSeq, a predicted model, not a curated record